GUUGACUUUUCAGUUCAAACAAAAUGAGGUCAAUCAUUUUUUGGUGUUUUCAAAAUUGAUAAGAUGCAUAAAGUUCUGCAUAAGAGUGUAUACUUCUUAAUAUCGCUAGCCAUAAAUUAUACGUUGCACAUUUUGAUUUAUUUAGCCCUUUGUGACAGGGGAGAUAAACCUUGUUACCUAUUUCCUUAAGUAGAUCGAGAUAAAUAUAUUAAUUAUCACGACCGUAGUAACAUGGAUGGUUUCUAUUAUCAUGGAGACAUAGAAUAUAUAACGGAGAUACUUAAAAAUCGUUUGUACUUUGCAGUACUCGAAAAAAGCGAAAGUAUUGAACUCCAGAGCUCAUUGGAAACAUUUUAUUUUUGUACUGAUAGCGAAUACGUUUAUUUGAAUUUUUAUCACGACUUUGGCCCUUUAAAUAUUUCAUGUCUUUUCAAAUAUUGCUACAAACUUAAUCAGUUACUAAAGAACCCGAUCCAAGGAAUCCAGCGAUUUGUACAUUAUUCGUCGAAAGAUCCCAACAAAAAAACGAAUGCAAGCUUUUUGAUUGGCAGUUAUGCGAUACUUUAUCUAAAUAUGGACCCUAAAGAAGUUUAUCAAAGGCUCUAUAGCGCUGGAGGAACUUUCAAGCCUUUCGUGGAUGCUUCACAGGGUCCAUCUCCGUAUACCAUUUCGAUAAUGGACUGCUUUAGAGCGAUUAAGAAGUGCUCUUCGUUGAAUUUUUUUAAUUUUGACGACUUUAGUGUUGCGGAGUAUGACAAUCACGAUAAACUUGUGAAUGGUGAUAUGAAUUGGCUGGUACCUCUAAAAUUUUUGGCGUUUAUAGGACCAACGGAAAUCGAAAGUACAGCAGACUGUUUCAACGGCCACAAUCCUAGCUUUUACAUAAAUUAUUUCAUUACUAAUGAUGUAAGAACGGUUAUUCGGUUAAAUAACAGGGUUUAUAACGAGUCAGCUUUUACUAAAGCUGGUAUUGAGCACUACGACUUGUUUUUCCCUGACGGUACCAUUCCCCCAAAGCAUAUUUUGUUGAAAUUUUUGGACAUUGCCGAACAUGCACCCGCUUCUAUAGCAGUGCAUUGUAAGGCCGGAUUGGGCAGGACCGGAUCUCUGAUAGGAGCCUAUAUCAUUAAACACUAUCAUCUAACGGCUAGAGAAGCAAUUUCCUGGAUGCGCAUUUGUCGUCCUGGGUCCGUUAUAGGGCCCCAACAAGAUUGGCUCGAAAAAAUUGAAAAAUGGCUUUGGAAACAGGGUAGUCACUACAGAAAUCGUCAUUUUGGAGACGGUGACAAAAUACCCUUUCACAAAUAUGGCAUCUACAGUAUAAAGUGGAUGAACGAGCGCGAUAAAGGCCUCCGAGACGCAAAAAAAGACACGGCUAAAAGGAGAAGCGUUUGCGACGAAGUGAACCAAAUGUCCACUCAAAACAAGGUCUUCGCCCAGAAGCAGAGCAUUGAAAGGAAAAAAAUGUUAUUGAACCAAAAAGAAGAAGAAUUGAGGCGUCUUUCGAAUCUGUUAUACAAGGUCCAAACGAAGCAGAAAACGAGAAGGAAAGGUGAUGACGAAUUCGCAACGAACCCCUCAGCUUCCCCAGUCGAUAUUGACAACAGACUAAGAAGAAGUAAAACAGCGGCAGUUAAAAGAGGAGACAGGGAGAUGGACGUACCGUUGGAAUACAUGGGACAACUUAAACGCAGGAUUACCACCGCGAUAACUAAUCGAAACUCUGCCCAAAAUCAGAUAUAUUCUUUUGAGCAAAUCCCCAUGACGCCAUUGUGCAGCUCCAUGAAGACAGGACGAAGACGCGACUAUCCUGAUGGACAUAAAAAACAUGCAACACAAGGUGAUAAGUUGAACGAUAUCAAAAUUAAAAGGUUUAUCGAGAGAAUAGGAUCGGCGAAAUCCAGCGGCAGACCACAACAAGUUGAUGUAGGAAUGGAAAGGAGAGAAUUUUCCACAAUGGAUAACAAGAAACCUGGUAAAAUUGCCAGUAAUUUACUGAAGAAACUACCCAUCAUCCAACGUUCUAGACGAAGUGAUAUGAUUGCUUGAAGAAAUUAUAAAUCCGAAAAAAUUUAAGUAAUAGAAAGAAAAAAUAAUUUUUGAUUCUUAUCAAGUGCAGUAAUAGGUAUUACAAUGUUUUACUUAUGCAUAUUAAAGAAAUUAUCAAUUUAAGUAUCAAAAUUUGAAUGUAACUUAUAAAGUUGUUGCGAAGAACAAAUGUACACAUGACAUUUAAAAUAUAUUUUUAUAC
This is a messenger RNA of Agrilus planipennis (emerald ash borer), 2251 nucleotides long. RefSeq names its product dual specificity protein phosphatase CDC14C-like. Gene Ontology annotation, biological process: protein dephosphorylation; regulation of exit from mitosis; positive regulation of cytokinesis. The record is from RefSeq and is a predicted model, not a curated record. Gene Ontology annotation, cellular component: centrosome; mitotic spindle; spindle pole. The coding region runs from base 232 to 2049 and encodes 605 amino acids. Lineage: Eukaryota; Metazoa; Arthropoda; Insecta; Coleoptera; Buprestidae. The transcript has 5 exons. Gene Ontology annotation, molecular function: protein tyrosine phosphatase activity; protein serine/threonine phosphatase activity; protein tyrosine/serine/threonine phosphatase activity.